AUGAACUCUAUGAAGGAUCCGCUGAAUUUAGACCUCCACCACAGCCACCAUAUCCCCGGGAAUAAACUUGCCUCCGCGCUCCACACGCCGCUCGCGAUGGCCUCUAGUCUGCAGCCGCUUCAGCGGUCUGUAGACAACAAACAUCGGCUGGAGGUGCACACAGUGUCGGACACCUCCAGUCCAGAGUCCGUAGAAAAAGAGAAGGGUCAGAGUAAAAAUGAAGAUUCGUCAGAUGACCCAUCGAAAAAGAAGAGGCAGCGGCGGCAAAGGACACAUUUCACUAGCCAGCAGCUGCAAGAACUGGAGGCCACCUUUCAGCGGAAUCGCUACCCGGACAUGUCCACCAGAGAAGAGAUCGCCGUCUGGACCAACCUGACGGAAGCCAGAGUAAGGGUGUGGUUCAAAAACCGACGGGCAAAGUGGAGGAAAAGGGAGAGGAAUCAACAGGCUGAACUUUGCAAAAACGGGUUCGGCCCUCAGUUUAACGGACUAAUGCAGCCCUACGACGAUAUGUACCCUAGUUACACGUAUAACAACUGGGCGGCCAAGGGGCUGACAUCGGCCUCGCUGUCUACCAAAAGCUUCCCCUUCUUCAAUUCCAUGAACGUCAACCCGCUGUCGUCUCAAACUAUGUUCUCCCCGCCUAACUCCAUCUCCUCUAUGAGUAUGACAUCCAGUAUGGUACCGUCCGCUGUCACGGGUGUACCCGGAUCCAGUCUCAACAGUCUAAAUAAUUUAAAUAACCUUAGCAACCCGUCUCUCAAUUCGGGAGUUCCCACGCCGGCGUGCCCUUACGCUCCGCCGACACCUCCUUACGUGUAUCGAGACACUUGUAACUCCAGUCUGGCUAGUCUGAGACUGAAAGCCAAGCAACACUCCAGUUUUGGAUACGCCAGCGUUCAAAAUCCGGCCUCCAACCUGAGCGCUUGCCAAUACGCAGUGGAUAGACCGGUGUAA
This is a messenger RNA of Chanos chanos (milkfish), 957 nucleotides long. RefSeq names its product paired-like homeodomain 2 (gene pitx2). The coding region runs from base 1 to 957 and encodes 318 amino acids. Gene Ontology annotation, molecular function: RNA polymerase II cis-regulatory region sequence-specific DNA binding; DNA-binding transcription factor activity, RNA polymerase II-specific. The record is from RefSeq and is a predicted model, not a curated record. Gene Ontology annotation, cellular component: nucleus. Lineage: Eukaryota; Metazoa; Chordata; Actinopteri; Gonorynchiformes; Chanidae. The transcript has 3 exons. Gene Ontology annotation, biological process: anatomical structure morphogenesis; regulation of transcription by RNA polymerase II.